Messenger RNA from Pecten maximus, 1941 nucleotides. RefSeq lists its product as uncharacterized. The record is from RefSeq and is a predicted model, not a curated record. Bases 1 to 1941 code for a protein of 646 amino acids. The transcript is spliced from 2 exons. Lineage: Eukaryota; Metazoa; Mollusca; Bivalvia; Pectinida; Pectinidae.
AUGCCAAAAAGCAAAACAACUGCUAGACUCCCAGGUAGGAGGCCUUCACGGAGACCAGCCAGAUUCACUCGGGAUAACGAGACUGAUGUUCAGGUGGAGGGGGAACAACCGAGGGAGCCCUCGCAGGCAGCCGGCAACUCUACAUUGUCUGAGGAGACUCUAGAUACCAUCGUUGAGAGGGUGGCCGACCGCGUAACACCGCAACUCAUACAGGCUAUAAGCGCCACUAGGACUAGUACUGAAGAUCCAGCAUCUCCACAGCCAAGUCAACUUUCCCAGCACAAAGUACACCAAAUGGACCCCCAAACCGAGUCACUGGCCCUAGGUCAUACUCCAAUCAAUAGCAUGCUUUUGAAAAGGUUUUUGAAGGACCAUAAGGAUAGGGAUUUGGUUGCUGAGGUGGUUGAUGGUUUUACUGAGGGGUUUCACUUACAUUAUGAUGGUCCUAGAGAAAGCAAACAUUGUCAGAAUCUCAAGUCUUCACAGGAUAACAUUGAUGCAACUUUUGAGAAAGUUUAUAAAGAAAUAAGGUUAGGAAGGAUCGCUGGCCCCUUUAUGACCUCUCCUAUUCCAAACCUUAGGUUAUCCCCUAUUGGUUUAGUUCCAAAGAAAGAUGGUACAUGGCGCCUAAUUCAACAUUUGUCGUACCCUCAUGGUUCAAGUGUUAAUGAUUUUAUUGACAAAGAUCAAGCUUCGGUUCAUUAUUCUCCUUUUGAUAAUAUUUUGAAGGUCAUCAGAUCUUUAGGUACUGGGGCACUUCUUGGUAAGAUGGACAUUAAAUCCGCCUUUAGACUUCUUCCAGUGCAUCCCUCAGAUUUAGAUUUAUUAGGUUUUAAGAUAGGGGACAAGGUUUUUAUUGAUAAAUGCUUACCAAUGGGUUGCUCCAUCUCUUGCUCACUUUUUGAAAAGUUUGCUUCACUCCUUCAAUGGAUAGUUUCUGAUCGGUCAAAACUAGCUACACUGGACCACUACUUGGAUGAUUUUAUUUUCGCUGGGGGUAGAAACUCUAGCAACUGUCAGGUAUUAAUGUCAACUUUUUCAGAAGUGUGUGCAGAAAUAGGGGUACCUAUAGCUGAGGAUAAAACUGCUUUACCAUCACAAGUUAUGGUUUUUUUAGGUCUUGAAUUGAACACUUUGGAAAUGUCAGUUAAAAUACCAAGUGAUAAGUUAGCCGAGUUGAGAACUAUGCUACUAGAAUACUUGGGUAGAAAGAAAAGCACCCUGAGAGAUCUGCAGGUUUUAGCGGGGAAACUUAAUUUCUGUGCCAGAGCCAUACCCCCUGCGAGGGCCUUUAUUAGAAGAUUGUAUGAUGUCAUGUCAGGUGUGAAAUGUCCCCAUCACUUUAUUAGAAUUACAGCAGCUAUUAAGGAAGAUUUACAGACUUGGUUAUGCUUCCUUGAUUGCUUCAAUGGGUACUGUGGUAUCGCAGAAGUUGACUGGGUAAACGAUUGGGAAUUACAAUUAUUCACUGACAGUGCAGGGGGUGAUAAGGGCAGAGGUGGUGCAGCUUUCUUUUCACCUUCAUGGGCUUUCAUUGAAUGGCCUGCUCAUUGGGUGUGCUCUGAGGUGAUUAGAGAUAUCACAUUUUUAGAAUUGGUUCCCAUUGCCAUGGCUAUCUUUAUGUGGGCAUCAAAUUUUCAGAAUAAGAAGAUUGUACUGCAUACAGACAAUGAAGGGUUGGUGGCUAUUUUAAACAGGAAGUCGUCAAAAUCUAUUAGAGUAAUGAACUUGUUGAGGCCUUUGUUGUUAAAGGCGAUGCUUCACAAUAUACAGUUUAAAGCUAGGCACAUUCCCGGUGUUCACAAUCGUAUUGCUGAUGCUAUCUCUCGGCAGAAAUGGGACAGUUUUCAGCAGCUAGCUCCAGACGCAGAGAGUCAACCAACCCCAAUCCCAGAGUCUUUUCUACAGCUGCUUUGCAACAUGAAUCUGAGCGGUUGUUGA